Molecule: messenger RNA, 1659 nt
Organism: Psilocybe cubensis
Lineage: Eukaryota; Fungi; Basidiomycota; Agaricomycetes; Agaricales; Agrocybaceae
Exons: 13
Coding region: 1-1659 (552 amino acids)
Biological process (GO): tRNA N2-guanine methylation
Cellular component (GO): nucleus
Molecular function (GO): RNA binding
Source: RefSeq, a predicted model, not a curated record
AUGGCAAGCAAUACUGCGGUCCAUGUUCCAGACGGUUUCCGUUUGCACACCGAAAAUACUUCACAUAUUCUUCUGGACGCAAAUGAAGCUUUCCUCAACCCUGUUCAAGAAUUCAACAGAGAUACAAGCAUUGCAUGCAUAAGGGUUUGGAGCGAGGAACUUAAUCGAACUAAGGAAGAACGAUGGAACAAGUCACAACAGAGGAAGGCUGCUCAGAAAGGUUCGUCUGCGUCUUCCAAAGUUCCAGCAGCAGCAAACAUUGGCACCGAUGAAUCAGAAAGGACACCUGAUAUUAGCGAAUCAACAGAGGUUGGUGGGAAGAAACAUGAGUACAGACCCUACAAAAUUACUAUCUUAGAGGCGCUCUCUGCAACAGGACUGCGGUCGAUCCGUUAUGCAAAAGAAAUACCUUUGGUGAAAUAUGUUAUUGCGAAUGACCUAUCCCAUGGUGCAAUUGAAGCUAUGAAGCGUAACAUCAGUAUUAAUGGACUUGGAGAUGGCACGCUACAACCUUCUUCAAAUGGCGCCUCAAAGCAGAAGAUUCAUCUCAACGAAGGCGAUGCGUGUUCAUUGAUGUAUAAUCAUAGGGAGGAGAAGAAGCGCGUGGACGUAGUUGAUUUGGAUCCGUAUGGGACAGCUGCUCCAUUCAUUGACGCUGCCGUCCAGUGUGUAACUGACGGAGGUUUGCUUUGUGUUACAUGCACAGAUUUAUCGGUUCUGGCGACUACUAACUACCCUGAAAAAUGUUUUUCGAACUAUGGUGGCGUACCUGUCAAGGCAGAAUAUUGCCACGAAAGUGCAUUACGUCUGGUUUUGCACACACUGUCCACUUCAGCAUCAAGAUACGGGCGAUAUAUUGAACCACUUCUUUGCCUAUCUAUUGAUUUCUAUGUUCGUUUAUUUGUUUGUGUCCGGACUGCGCCGGUAGAAGUCAAAAAGGCGUUAUCCAAAAAUUCAACAUUCUAUAUUUGCACUACAUGCCAGACGCAUUACGAGCAACCUUUGGGAAGAAUGAUCACAAAAACUUCAACGUCCGGACACACAAACUAUAUUUUCAAAACACACCCUGGACCAUUGGUCGCUGGUCCUAUGUGGUCUGGCCGCUUGCACGAUCCUGACUUUGUAGGAAAGGUGCUUGCACAUAUUGAAGAAAACAAGUCACAUUAUGGAACAUCUUCGCGUAUGAAGGGUAUGCUUACUGUUGCCAAAGAGGAACUCGAAACUCCUUUCUUCUUCACUCCCAGCAAGGUCGCGAGUUUCUUCCAUUGCGAAACUCCGUCGAUAGACGAUGUGGCUUCGGCACUCCUAAACGCAGGCCAUAGAGUCUCGCGUUCUCAUGCUUGCGCAGGGUCUUUAAAAACCGACGCAAGUCAUCGAGAAUUGCAUGACGUAUUUCGUUGUUGGAUCAAAACACAUCCCGUCAAGAUGGAAAAUAUCUCGGAGACAUCGCCUGCGCGACGCUUACUAGCCAAAGAACCACUUGUUGAGGCCAACUUUGAUCGCCACCCAAUGACCCCCGGUGCACAGGAGACUAUCCGGUUAGUGAGAUAUCAGGAAAAUCCAGCCAACUGGGGACCUGCGAAGAAGGCUGCCACGAAGCCCGAUCUCAAAAGAAAACGCAGUACUGAGGCACUGGACGAACCACCCGCAAAACACUAG